GUGUCCUUCUCGCUUGGCGCGCGUUGUAACGCGUUUGGACGCACGACGCGUGCGGCGCGCUUCCAGACAGCGCGAGAAAGGCAGUGUCGCCUUUUGUGGAGUGUCGCUCCCGAAAGAAUCAAUGCGAAUACGAGAAAAAACGCGUCCCGAUCUGCUGAGCAUCAGGGCGUGCUAGUCUUUUGACAGCUAACCGAUCAGUGUUUCCCAUUAAUAAUAAAUGAUGGGUCUAAAUCAUGGUGCCACUGGAGGUCUGUAACGCGAAACGCGCUGGACUUGAUUGCUCAUUGCUUUCACUUAGAGAAAAGGAGCUCAGCUGUCAAUGCAGUUUCCUAGUAAAGGCAGUUCUGCGUAUUUUGCCGUCUAUUAAAGGCAGCCUUUGUUUUCCCCCCCCCCAUGCACGUGUGCAAAGAGCCAUUCACAGAAGACGGGCGUUUGUAAUGUUAGUGGAGCUUAUGAAGAUUGUCAUUUCGUUCUUUUAUCCAAUUAGAAACGAGAACAGAAAAAAUAACAGGAGCGGACCUUUGGAUUAUUCAGUGGCGAUCAACACGAAAUGGCCACUUUCAUUUGACCACUUUAUGAGCAUUUCAAAUAACCAAUGAGAAAUGAGUUACAGGGGUGACAUGACUAUCAUAUGUGAGCACCACCCUCCUGAGGUGACAGUAGAGGUUGUCAGAAUAUUAAGGAUUUACAGGACAAAAACAAUUUUAAGAUCGGCGCUGCCAAACAAAAUCCACGGACUCUGUGGAAGACUUCUCACAUGUUUUGGUUGAUUGUAAGAGUCAGUCGUCUUUGAAGGAUAGCCUAAUUAUAGACAUUGACUGGAUGCAGAACGCCGUUCUCCAAUGACCUGUCACUCAUCCGACUCCACGGAAAGCAUCGAGAAUGAAAGGCGAUCGCAAACCGAAACCCAAGUCGCGGAGUCCGACCAGAGUCGCAUUGCCACUGCCAUGAGAGACCUUAAAAACACUGAAGAUAAUCACGAACAUAUCGGAGAAGUGAAUGUCAACAAAAAAAGCUGGUAUUGGGGCAGCCUUACAGCCAAUGAAGCCAAGGAGAUCCUGCAGGACACGUCGGAGGGCACAUUUUUGGUCCGAGACAGCUCUCAGAGGGACUACCUCUUCACCAUCUCCGCCAUGACAUCUGCGGGACCCACCAACCUGCGUAUCGAAUACAAGGACGGUAAGUUCAAGCUAGACUCCGUGGUGCUGGUCAAACCCAAACUCAAGCAGUUCGACAGCGUCGUCCAUCUCGUGGAGCAUUAUGUGCAGCUGUCACGGACAUCUUUUAAGGGCAACACUACCCCUCUCGCCCCAUCCAAAGGCACCGUGCAGCUGCUGCUCACGACUCCGGUGUACACGGCCACACCGUCUCUGCAGCAUCUGUGUCGUAUUGCCAUCAAUAAAACCACACGGCAGGUACAAGAACUCCCUUUGCCGAACCGGCUGAAGGAUUACCUGACAGACUACACUUAUAAUGUAUAGAACCAAAUGGACAAUGAUUACCAUAAGUGAUGGGGUUCUAUGGAACAUAGACCCAGUGAUAAUGAGGUGCUGAUGUACUGUUUAGGAUCUUUUGCCUGGGAUCCCUCAUCUUGUGCCCAAGGACUACUUUAAAAGGAUAGUUCACUGAAAAAAAUAAAAUCUGUCAUUAAUUACUCACCCUCAUGAC
Molecule: messenger RNA, 1668 nt
Organism: Sinocyclocheilus grahami
Lineage: Eukaryota; Metazoa; Chordata; Actinopteri; Cypriniformes; Cyprinidae
Product: suppressor of cytokine signaling 2-like
Exons: 6
Coding region: 843-1481 (212 amino acids)
Biological process (GO): intracellular signal transduction; phosphatidylinositol phosphate biosynthetic process
Cellular component (GO): phosphatidylinositol 3-kinase complex
Molecular function (GO): 1-phosphatidylinositol-3-kinase regulator activity
Source: RefSeq, a predicted model, not a curated record